CAAAAGACAAACCGAGAAAUAAAUAAGGAAGAGGGGGAGGAAGAAGAAGAAUAGAGAGAGAGACAGAGAGAGAGAUGUCGGGAGCUCACGUGAUGAAGAGGAUUCCUCGAAUCAAAUUCCCCCAGAGGCAUCCAAAGCCGCAAGGAUCUUCUCCCGCUGCCGACCAAAACGUGGAGAUCUCUCGUUCGGGCUUCACCUCCCAACCAAAGGCACCCUCGUCAUCUGCGAAAGUCUAUAGAUUCAGAUCAGAAGUUCCUGCUCCACCAACUCAUACUGGCGUAGGGGGGAAGGCUUCAAUGCUGCCAAAGCGCACGCCAGUCUCGGACAAGGAGAUUGAGGCUAUUAUGUUGGGGGGCUGUUUCUAAAUUGAAGAUUGUCAUCAUAUCUCCAUCCAAUAAAGAGAAUAUGCUUCACACUAUGGUGGCAACAGUGUGGCGAAGAACUAGGCCUCCGAAUCGAAACAUUGUUGAAGGCUUAAACCUUUUUAAUCUCAUCAAAAACACAAAGUUACUGUUUUGUUUCUGAAACAGUCGCGUCGAGGAUGAUGUCCUGCUUUCAUAGAAUGCCAACUUUUUUACUC
Messenger RNA from Asparagus officinalis (garden asparagus), 580 nucleotides. RefSeq lists its product as uncharacterized. Bases 75 to 365 code for a protein of 96 amino acids. The record is from RefSeq and is a predicted model, not a curated record. NCBI's taxonomy places the organism in Eukaryota, Viridiplantae, Streptophyta, Magnoliopsida, Asparagales, Asparagaceae. The transcript is spliced from 4 exons.